Messenger RNA from Hippopotamus amphibius kiboko, 1936 nucleotides. RefSeq names its product transmembrane protein 225B (gene TMEM225B). The record is from RefSeq and is a predicted model, not a curated record. Bases 217 to 1236 code for a protein of 339 amino acids. Gene Ontology annotation, biological process: negative regulation of phosphatase activity. The transcript has 3 exons. Lineage: Eukaryota; Metazoa; Chordata; Mammalia; Artiodactyla; Hippopotamidae.
GAAAUAUCGGCUCAGGAAGCAGCAGGACCUCCAGGGGUCCAGUUUCAGCCUUUGGAGACCCACUCUGAGGGUCUGUCUCCAGAGCCUCAGUUCGUGCAGGACACCGACAUGGAACAGGGACUCACUGGGGUGACUGCCCGCCGCUUGUGUCGGGUUCUGAAGACCGUAUAGAGAAGAUUCUGGCCUUGGAGCGGCACUGGGGACUGGACCCAGCCCAUGGAGAAGCUGCCUGAGCAGAUGCCCCCGGAGUCCCCGUGUCCAUCCCCAGAGCAGGAGCCUGGAAAGAGCAAGGAUGGUGAGACCUGGACUGAGGAUCAGUUAAUUAUAAAGCAGAAAACUCUUGCAGUAGGGACACAACCACAUGAUGGAGAUGCAUGUGAACAAAGCAAACACAAGGGACCCUAUGAAUAUGGGCGAAACUUCGGUGAUGCCUCAGACUUUAUCCAACAGCCACAUGUUCUUAUUGAAGAGAAAUCUCAAAUGUGUAACACUUGUGGGAAGUUAUUCAGGCGGAACGUGUACCUUAUUCAGCAUGAGAAAAUCCACACACAAGAGAAGCCUUAUGAGUGUCAUGAAUGUGGAAAAGCGUUUGGCCAUAGUUCAAAUCUCAUUCAGCAUCAAAGAAUUCACACCGAGGAGAAACCCUAUGCAUGUGGUGAGUGUGGGAAGGCCUUCCGGCGCAGCUCACACCUCAUCCAGCACCAGAUUGUUCACACAGGGGAGAUGCCUUACAUGUGUAAUGAGUGUGGAAAAGCUUUUGGACGGAGCUCAAGUCUCCUACGACAUCAGAGAAUCCACACCAGGGAGAAACCGUAUGAAUGUACCGAAUGUGGGAAGGCCUUCAGCCAGAGCUCAAAUCUAACAGAACACCAGCGAGUUCACACCAGAGAGAGGCCAUACGAAUGCAGGGACUGUGGGAAAGCUUACAGUCGUAACUCACACCUCAUUGAACAUCAGAGAGUCCAUACAGGGGAGACCCCUUAUGACUGUAAAGAGUGUGGGAAAUCUUUCAGUAGGAGUUCACUCCUUAUCAAACAUCAUAGAAUUCACACUGGAGAAAGACCCUAUGAGUGCAGUGAGUGUGGGAAGGCCUUUAGUUGGAACUCCCACCUUAUUCAGCAUCAGAAGACUCACAGUGGAGUAAAACCUUCCGAGUGUAAAGAAUGUGGGAAAACCUUCAAGAACAGUUCAUACCUUAUUGAUCAGCUGGGAAUCCAUACGAGAGAGAAACCAUGAAUGAAGUGAAGGAGGUAUAAAGUCUUUGGUUGGAGUUCAGCUCUUAGUGAACGUCAGAGAACUCACGCUGGGGAGAAAACCUUUGGCUGUAGUGAGUGCAGACGGCCUUCAGUCCUAGUUCAACUCUUACUAAGGCCUGAAAAUCCUCAUCAUGGACAAAUCUCAUGGAUGUGUUCAGUGGACAAGUGCCUUUAGACAGAGUUCCUACCUAGUUCAGCAUCCAGCCGGUUCGCUUUGGGGGAAUGGUGGGUAUUGGGAGAGCCUUGCUGUGUGUCGGAGAGGGGCACGAAAGGGGCGUCGUGUGACACCACUGAGGGGAUGACUAAAGGGGAAGCUUUAGAUUGCACUACUUUUUAUUUGAUUUUGAGGAUCUACAUCAGAGGGAGAUUCUAUGGUUUGUUUUUCAAAUCUCCAUAGUCAUCCUCCAAAAAUGGAGUGAGUUCAGUCCAUUCCAGAGAAGAAAGAAUCAGGGGAUUCUGGAUUCAGACUCAUGGAUCAGGAAAGCAGUGGGGUGACCUUUGAACCCAAUAGCUUUCCUUCUAUCUCAUCUGUCCUGUUAAUUGUAACUAUACCUGGAAGUGGCUCUUGGGUCUUCUUGGACCCGCAUUUUCGCUCCUCAGUGUCCUGCAGACUACCGACUCUCUUUUUGUUUUAUACAACAUAGAUGCUUUUAAUAAAUGGGCAAAUUUUCUAAGCCAAA